Molecule: messenger RNA, 3337 nt
Organism: Cercocebus atys (sooty mangabey)
Lineage: Eukaryota; Metazoa; Chordata; Mammalia; Primates; Cercopithecidae
Gene: RFX6
Product: regulatory factor X, 6
Exons: 18
Coding region: 1-2679 (892 amino acids)
Biological process (GO): regulation of transcription by RNA polymerase II
Molecular function (GO): RNA polymerase II cis-regulatory region sequence-specific DNA binding; DNA-binding transcription factor activity, RNA polymerase II-specific
Source: RefSeq, a predicted model, not a curated record
AUGGCCAAGGUCCCGGAGCUGGAAGACACCUUCCUGCAGGCGCAGCCUGCACCCCAACUGUCCCCGGGGAUCCAGGAAGACUGCUGUGUGCAGCUCCUGGGCAAGGGCUUGCUAGUCUAUCCGGAAGAAAGAGUGUACCUGGCGGUCGAAGCGCAACCCGGGGGCGAGCAGGGCGGCGGGGAGAAAGGCGAAGACCCGGAGCUGCCGGGGGCAGUGAAAUCAGAAAUGCACUUAAACAAUGGUAACUUUUCCUCUGAAGAAGAGGAUGCCGACAACCACGACAGCAAAACCAAAGCAGCCGAUCAAUACCUGUCUCAGAAGAAAACCAUCACGCAGAUUGUGAAGGAUAAAAAGAAGCAGACACAGCUCACGCUGCAGUGGCUUGAAGAGAAUUACAUUGUAUGUGAAGGAGUUUGCUUACCACGGUGCAUUCUUUAUGCACACUACUUAGAUUUCUGUAGGAAAGAGAAAUUAGAGCCAGCCUGUGCGGCCACCUUUGGAAAGACAAUUCGCCAGAAGUUUCCCCUCCUAACAACAAGGCGGCUUGGAACAAGAGGCCAUUCAAAGUAUCAUUACUAUGGGAUUGGCAUCAAAGAGAGCAGUGCAUAUUACCACUCCGUUUAUUCUGGAAAAGGCUUGACAAGGUUUUCUGGAAGCAAGCUAAAGAAUGAGGUUGAUACGCUCAUAAUGAUGUACAAAACUCACUGCCAGUGUAUCCUGGACAAUGCAAUUAAUGGAAACUUUGAAGAGAUCCAGCAUUUUUUAUUACACUUUUGGCAAGGAAUGCCUGACCAUCUUCUUCCCUUACUUGAAAAUCCUGUUAUCAUUGACAUUUUCUGUGUUUGUGACUCAAUUCUUUAUAAGGUUCUUACAGAUGUACUAAUUCCUGCAACAAUGCAAGAAAUGCCUGAAAGCUUAUUAGCAGACAUAAGAAAUUUUGCUAAAAAUUGGGAACAGUGGGUUGUUUCAUCCUUGGAAAACUUGCCAGAAGCCCUAACUGAUAAGAAAAUACCUAUUGUGCGAAGAUUUGUAUCUUCUCUGAAACGACAAACAUCUUUCUUACAUCUUGCUCAGAUUGCCAGACCAGCUCUCUUUGACCAGCAUGUCGUUAAUUCUAUGGUAUCUGAUAUUGAAAGGGUUGAUUUGAACAGCAUUGGCUCUCAAGCCCUUCUUACCAUUUCAGGCAGCACAGACACUGAAUCUGGUAUCUACACUGAACAUGACUCUAUCACUGUGUUCCAAGAACUGAAGGAUCUCCUUAAGAAGAAUGCCACCGUGGAGGCUUUUAUUGAAUGGUUGGAUACUGUGGUAGAGCAGAGAGUUAUUAAGACCAGCAAACAAAAUGGAAGGUCAUUAAAGAAGAGAGCUCAAGACUUUCUGUUAAAGUGGAGUUUUUUUGGUGCUCGAGUAAUGCAUAAUCUCACCUUGAACAAUGCAUCCAGUUUUGGUUCUUUUCAUUUGAUUCGAAUGCUUCUUGAUGAAUACAUUCUCCUGGCCAUGGAGACCCAGUUUAAUAAUGACAAAGAGCAGGAGUUACAGAAUUUAUUGGACAAGUAUAUGAAGAAUUCAGAUGCGAGUAAAGCUGCUUUCACUGCUUCUCCGAGUUCAUGCUUUCUGGCCAACCGUAAUAAAGGGAGCAUGGUUUCCAGCGACUCUGUGAAGAAUGAAAGCCAUGUGGAGACAACCUAUCUCCCUCUGCCAUCCAGUCAAUCUGGAGGCCUAGGCCCUGCUCUGCACCCGUUCCCUGCUGGGAAUACAGACAACAUGCCGCUCACAGGUCAAAUGGAGCUUUCACAGAAUGCUGGUCAUAUGAUGACACCACCCAUUUCCCCAGCCAUGGCAAGCCGAGGAAGUGUCAUUAACCAAGGACCAAUGGCAGGGAGACCCCCAAGUGUGGGCCCAAUACUGUCAGCUCCAUCACACUGCUCCACAUACCCAGAGCCCAUUUAUCCUACUCUCCCUCAAGCCAACCAUGACUUUUACAGCACCAGCUCUAACUACCAGACUGUGUUUAGGGCACAGUCCCACCCCACAUCAGGACUCUAUCCUCAUCACACCGAGCAUGGUCGAUGCAUGGCUUGGACUGAACAGCAGCUUUCAAGAGACUUCUUCAGUGGUAGCUGUGCGGGGUCUCCAUAUAACUCCCGGCCACCAUCCAGCUAUGGCCCAUCCCUGCAAGCCCAGGAUUCACACAAUAUGCAGUUUUUAAACACAGGAAGCUUCAAUUUCUUGAGCAACACAGGAGCUGCCAGCUGCCAAGGAGCAACACUGCCUCCUAAUUCACCAAAUGGAUACUAUGGAAGCAACAUAAACUACCCAGAGUCUCAUAGGCUCGGAUCAAUGGUGAAUCAGCACGUUUCUGUCAUCAGCAGUGUUCGCUCACUGCCCCCCUACAGUGACAUCCACGAUCCACUUAACAUUUUAGAUGACAGUGGUAGAAAACAGACCAGCUCGUUUUACACAGACACAUCAUCUCCAGCUGCAUGUCGAACUCCAGUCCUAGCUUCCAGUUUGCAAACCCCAAUUCCUUCUUCCUCAUCCCAAUGUAUGUAUGGAACUUCCAACCAGUAUCCAGCUCAAGAAACCCUGGACUCCCAUGGAACAAGCAGUAGAGAAAUGGUGUCCUGUUUACCACCUAUCAACACUGUGUUCAUGGGAACAGCAGCUGGAGGCACUUAAACCACCAAUGUGGGAGGGGGUGCUAAAACUUAAAAAACAAUCUCUACUGUGCAAAUAUCAUUAUUCACUCAGACUUCCAUAAGAGUAAAGAAAAAUGAAUAUGCAGUGGCUGACAUUGUUUUUAAGUCACUGGUACUAUGGACAACUCCAUAGUGAAUGGAGUUACUUGUAGAGUUUGCCCUGCACACUAAGAGUUUAAAAUGUGAGCUCAUUAUUAAUCAUAGUUUCAAAAAUUAUCAAAUAAAACCAGUGAAGAUUUGAAGAUGCAAACAUUUCAGCUAUGAAGAUUUACAUUUCACUUUCUAAUUUAUUAAACAUCUGUGUGCCCUUUUAUCUUUGGUUUCUUUUAAAAGUAUAUUUAAUGCCUUUACAAUACCUUUAAUUUAUUGGGAUCUCAGAAUCAUUGUUUACUAUCCCUUAUUUGACAAAAAGUCAAAUGUGUAUGUUCUACCUCCAAUGGAAAUGUUUACAAGGUCAAGACUUAAUUCAAUUCAGCCAAUACCAAAGUUGCUUGACUUUCAAUUCCUGUGCAUUAGUGUGAUGAUUUCUGUCACAUAGCAGCAUUCCGAUUCUAUGUAACUGAAUGGAGAUGAUAAGUGCUUUCCCCUCUUUAUUUAAAAAAGAUUAAAAGGAAUAAAAGAAAUAAUGUAUGGAAAUA